AUGUCCGUUCGCUGCCGCCACCUGCUGGUGAAGCACAGCGGCUCGCGGAACCCUGUGAGCCGGCGCACGCAGCAGGCGGUGACGCGCAGCAAGUCGGAGGCUUUGCUGCUGCUGCAGGAGCUGCAGCAGCAGCUGCAGCAGCAGCAGCAGGAGCUGGAGCAGCAGCAGCUGCCGCUGGAGCAGCGGCAGCAGCAGCAGCAGCAGCUCUUCGCGGCCCUUGCGCAGCAGCACAGCGACUGCAGCUCCUUCCGCCAAGGAGGAGAUCUUGGCUUCUUUUCCAAAGGACAGAUGCAGCAGCAGUUCGAAUUUGCUGCUUUCAAUUUGCUGCCGCAGCAACUCAGCGACGUCGUCGAGUCGGACAGCGGACUCCACCUCAUCCUCAGGAUCGCCUAG
Molecule: messenger RNA, 393 nt
Organism: Eimeria tenella
Lineage: Eukaryota; Apicomplexa; Conoidasida; Eucoccidiorida; Eimeriidae
Product: peptidyl-prolyl cis-trans isomerase NIMA-interacting 1, putative
Exons: 1
Coding region: 1-393 (130 amino acids)
Cellular component (GO): nucleus; cytosol
Molecular function (GO): peptidyl-prolyl cis-trans isomerase activity
Source: RefSeq, a predicted model, not a curated record